This is a messenger RNA of Ostrinia furnacalis (Asian corn borer), 5482 nucleotides long. RefSeq lists its product as uncharacterized. Gene Ontology annotation, molecular function: zinc ion binding; nucleic acid binding. Lineage: Eukaryota; Metazoa; Arthropoda; Insecta; Lepidoptera; Crambidae. Bases 792 to 2477 code for a protein of 561 amino acids. The transcript has 5 exons. The record is from RefSeq and is a predicted model, not a curated record.
UAUCUUCUAUAAACUUGUGUAUCAUAAAUUCCUAAUACAUUGUUUGUGUAAUUAUGUUUAAUAUUGUUUGUAUAACUUACUAAUUAUGUUUACUAUUCUCAAAACUCUUAAUGUGUUGUUUGUUUAAACUUACUAAUUAUAUUUAUUAAUCUCAACCUUUGUAAUCAUUAGGAUAUCUAAAUUAAUGUUAAUUGAUGUUCUCACGAUUAGUAAUAUUCUGUACACUCAUUUAUCAAUUACUUUAUUGACAAAACUCACAACCUUUGUACGAUAUUAAGUAAUUAGAUCAUUACCUAAUGUUUUGUGUACUCAUUAAGCCUAAAGUCUCAGGACAUCAGGGUAUAAAAACCCCAAUCAUCCUGUGAUGCAGUUAGUUAUAAUUCUACAUCGACACAAGUCACAUCAUAAUUCUGUACUAAAUCUAAGUCUAAAUCUAAGUCUAAAUCCAAACAUUUGUAAUCAAGUUAAUAAGUGUAAAAUUCAAUAAAUCUUUUAUUUUUAAAAGUGUUUUCAAACUUACCGUAUAACAAAUUUGGCGCAGUCGGUAGGAUCGCGAGUAAACAAGAAGACAAAGUUAAAACGUGAAGACUUCACCACAAAAGGACAAGAAUCGCCGAAGAAGACUCACGGUAGCCGAAGGCUUUCAACACAACUUUGCCGAACCAUGCUCAAGAUCUGUAUGCUGUUAUUGUGGUAAGUGGCUAAUACUUUGCUCUCUGUUCUAAUCAAAAUCCCUAACUCUUUUCCAACCUCAUAAUAUUUCACCCGAUCAAUUAGAAACUAUUUCCAAUAUGUCGACCACAAAACAAGUAGUAGACACUAAAACCGCGGAAACAGUCCCACUCCAAACUCUAUUGCAACUAAUCCCAGAUUUCGAUACAAGUCAGGCAAGUCAGGUAUAUCGAUACAUUCGUUCCUGCGACUCUGCCUUCAAACUAUCUAGCAUCCCGCAACAGGAGAUACUGUUAAUAUAUGUCUUAAAUAAAAUAACAGGGCCUUACUCUUCAGACGUCCAUUCUAAGCAACAUGGAAACUGGUGUGAGUUAAAACAGUUCUUAAUUCAAAAGUUCUCACAAACUAAGACCCUCGCACACCUCCAUUUAGAAUUACAAUCGAUGUUCCAAAGAAACACCGAAACGGUAACCGAAUAUUUACAUAGGGUCGACCUGUGCCGUAACAAGAUCCUAGAAAAACUAACCGCGGAAGUCCUAGACAACUCAUUGCCAGACCGUAAAAUAACUACGGAGGAAACUGCCUUAAGCGUAUUCGUCAAUGGGCUUAAUUCUGACAUAGGGACUAUGCUUCGCACAAAAGAAUUUUCCAACCUGUCUGAUGCUGGCAACUUCGCCAUGCAAGAGGACAAAGUUAGAAAAAUGAACAGCGCUAGGCAGGCACUUCAUUCAGGUUAUAAACAACCAACAUUUAACAGACCGACAAUAAAUAAAACUCUUUCAAAUCAGCCUCAAAAAACAUGCAAUUAUUGCAAAAAGCCUGGGCAUGUCAUCUCCGAGUGUCGAAAACGAGCAUUUAACAACAGUCUUAGGACACCUCCGAAUCACAACAUUACACCUCAAAUAACACCCUCAAAUCAUAACACCAGGCCCAUCCAACGCAACAUUAACCAUUUAAACUCGCAAGCGGCCAUGGAAACGGGCAUCUACAUGGAAACCGCUUCAGCCAACUUCNCCCAGAGCCCGCUUCUCAGAUGCCCAGACACCGACAUCGACCCCGAGUUCUCAAGAAUUCUAGUGCACCCUACACCGCCACAUUCAACUUCCCAACCUACACCAAAAAGCGUUCCUAGUAACAAGCCGAAUCCAGUCCAUCGGGGACAGGCGCAAGCUAGGGAUACGAAUAUCACACACGUAGGGCUACACUCAGACCUUUCCCUCACGUCUUUAGACGGGGAGGAGGGCGAGACCCUCCGACGGGGGGCCCUCGCCGCGGCUUGCGCGGACGCCGUCGCCGCCUACGCCACUCUGGAAGGUUCUAGAGUGAGAGACUCCAUCGCGGCGCACGCCAGAAGGGCACUGGAGCGAGAGAGACAGAUCGAUGAGAAAAACGACAUCAUCGCGGAACUGUCUUCUAAGCUGUCCGUUGCCGAAGUGGAGCUCCGUGCUGCGGCUGAGGAGCGAGACAAGCUCCUCAAUGACGCCAACUACAACAGCCUCCAGAACGACGAGGCGGUCACGCGGGCCAGGCAGGAGCGCGACGAGGCCAUCGAGAGGAAGAAGGCUGCUGAGGUGGCCCUGGCGAAGACAAGAGUGGAGCUGAUGCAGGCCAACAGCCAGCUGUACGAGGCCGUGCGGCAGAAGGUCGACCUCGGCCAACAGUUGGAGCAGUGGCAGAUGGACAUGCAAGAGCUGAUCGACGAGCAGAUGAAGCACAAGCUGACGUCACAAGAGAAGCGGCGCAAGCUGCCGGAGCCGACGCCGCCGACGCGCACGUCGCGGCUCCUCGGAUUUUUUCAGCGGUGAUCUGUUGCGUCCCCCUCCUGGCCCGCCCCUCCCCCCACCACGACCCGGCCACUGUCAGCACAGCGAUCCUGUUUUUAAUUUUGUACAAAAGAGGUUAUAACAACGCCGUAGCGCCCGUCACGGCCGCCAUCUUGCUCCAGACCGACGCCGUCACCGCCGUAACGAGCGUCGGCCACGUCCUCAUUUUACUUUUCAAACCGUGUGAUGUGUACACCUUUGCAGUGAUAGCUAGUAUUUUAAUUAGAACGUUUAUUGUUAGUGUACGUGUAAUUCUUGGAUUCUUACUGUACUUAUGUAGCGACACUUUCUGAUGUUUUAUUGGGCAUUUUUUUGUGAAAUUAUACAACUUAUUGGUACACGUUCUUGGAUCGGUUAGGGCGGAUUUGGUACAACAGAUGUUAUGAUGGACUGAUACAGCCAAGAGUAUCUGAAGGUCCAGUAAUUUACAAUUUUAAAACGAAUUUAAAUAGCGAUACGAAUGAGAAACGAAAUAAUAUAAUUCAUACUUAGUUCUUUGCAGACACCAUAGUGUUAAUUACAUGGAAAAAUCAUUAACUUUUUCACUUAUCUAUAAUUGGUUUGAGUAAAAUAAAAAUCAUUAACAAUAACAGGAAAGAUGUUCAAAAUAACGAUUCCGCCAUUUUUAAAAACUCAGAAUGCCAAAAUGACAACUGCCUGCUUUUCUUUUUUUAAACAAGGAAUCACUAAUUAAUAUCUUUAUUAAUAACAUGCUGUUAUAAAAUAUACCAUCUCUGCUUCUAACCAAUCCAUUGCUUUUUGAAACUACUUUCUGUAAAUACACAAGUAUAAUAUAAGUAAAUGAGAUUAUACAUUAAUGUAUAGUUUAACGUCACUCUAAGUGAAAUGGUGCACUAUAGUUCUAGACUAGAUUAAAAAUAACAGAAGAAAGUUUUGAAUAGCCAUAUUAUUUACCAUAAAACGCGAAAUGAACAUGAUCUGCUACAAUUUUAGUACCUAAUACAUAAAUAAUGUUGUAGUAAUUGUAUUUUUCAAUAGAAUAAUUCAUAAUUUAAUCAAUUUUUUCGCAAUAUUUAAUGUCAAGUUUGUACUGUGCCUUAAUAGUACCUGGCCUUAAUCGUGCCUUUCGGAGUCAAUUGUACUUAAUUUUUAUUUAACUGAAUCAACAUUGAAAAUUGUUGCAUUUUUAAAGUAAAAUAUAAUGUAAUUAUUAGCUGGUAACAUUAUUUUUAUUAUGGAACUUAGUAGCAUAAUUGGAACCAUUAUACCUAGAAAAGUGCCUCUUAAACUAUUAUCUAUAUAUUUAGUAAAGACAUUCUUGUGGCAAUAACAUUUUGGCAAACACUAAAAUUUCAAAACUCUGCAAACCAAGACUACCCCCAACAUGAACCUUUCUCCAACAGAUUUUCAGCUUUAAGCCUUCAGUGCAAGGUUUGAAAUCAAUUGUCAUUUUUGGUAGGGUGGAAUGUUGCCACUUGAGAAAAAGAAUAUCCUUACUAAAACUCAAAGUACAGUUGAAAUAAAUAAAUAUAAUAAUUACUCGCCACAGUGCCUUCUUAUGUACUUAAUACAUUAUACAUUUGUUUUACUGGGUAAUACAAUAAAUUGUUUUGACAAGCCUUUGCCUUUGAGAUUUUUCUCAAAAUAGGAAGUAAAAGGCAUUCACAAUAGACGAAUUAAAUCGUCGACUGAUGAAUGUAAUAGAACGACUCCCUAAGACAAGAUACAAUGUAUUAUCAUACAACUAUCUACGAUCACUUCAAUUAAAAUAAGGGUAGCUUUAUAUGACCCGGCGAACUUCGUACCUAUGUUCAUCAGAAAUAAUUCAGGAUUUGAAUGGUGAAUUUUUGUUUCAUAUCGGUCCUGUAAUUUCGGAGCCUAUUCAUUAUAUAAAACAAUCAAAUCUUUCCUCUAAUAUUAGUGUAGACAUGUCUGGUCUUAGGGCAGAGGAUAGGUGGCGAAAUGGCUUGAUAAAUAUUUUUUAUUGUAAUGCUCAUAAUAUACAAAAUGUAUUAUGAUUUCACUUAUCUACCAGGGAAAUUUUAUUACUACUUAUUUUACACUUGUGCCUUAAUUUCUAACUGUUAAAGCUCAAUAUUGAAUAUUUACUAACAAUACUUACUAAUGUUCAUAUCUACAAUGGCAAUACUGCAAUAUUGUUAGUGUUACUACUUAAAUAAAUUAUACAAUUACCAUGGGAAAUAAAUACGGCACAGACAAAUUAAUUUCAUUAAUAAAAAUGUUUUAAUUCAUUUAAUUUUCCAAUAUUAUAUGUAUAAAUAUAAGAGAAAGACAUAUUUUUUAUUAAUUUAUUGUUAAGACUGAAACUAAUUAAAUUACUUAUUGAUUUUUUUAAAGUAUUAAUUCUACAGAUUUCUGCUGAGUUUCUUUCAAUUAUUGAAUUUAACAUGUUUGUUAAUUUAAUCAUAAUGUUUUAAGACAUAAAUAAUGUUUUAAAUACUUUGUCAAAAUAUAUUUUAAACAUUAACUAUAUUAUGCCUCAUCAAUAGAAUAUUAUGAAUAAUUUAAUAAAUGACAAUAGCAGAAUAUCAUUUUGUACUAAAAAAUAAUAAUUUACUAUUCUGUAAGCACAAAAGUGUAUGUUCUACGGCGAGUAUUCUUCUUAGUCAUUCCAUGUAUUAUCUGGGUUCUAUUAUAUUUUAAAAUAUAUUGCAUAUAAGUUAAUGCAUGUACCUUUUGUGUGUAUAUUUGCUAUGUACUUACAAAGUAUAAUAUUUGUCCACUCGCUAUUGCACUAAAUGUUUAAAACAGUCAUGGAAAUGAAAUGAAAUCAUGCUCAAAACUUAAUUAAAACUUGAGCAUAAACUCAACCAAUCAAUUGGUUUAAUUCAAAUAUUUAGAACAACCGCAGGAUAAAACAACCCUGAGUUUAGUUUUAUAAAUAGAGUAUCCUUUCAUAUGGAGCCUCUAUCUUAAUUUUUCACACUUUUGGUUAUUUAUUAACGAUAAUCUAAUGAUUAUAAAUUUUAUUAGGAAGGUAAGUACAUUUAAAACUAUGUACCUAU